Molecule: messenger RNA, 3490 nt
Organism: Gymnodraco acuticeps
Lineage: Eukaryota; Metazoa; Chordata; Actinopteri; Perciformes; Bathydraconidae
Gene: mxi1
Product: max interactor 1, dimerization protein
Biological process (GO): regulation of transcription by RNA polymerase II
Molecular function (GO): DNA-binding transcription factor activity, RNA polymerase II-specific; protein dimerization activity; RNA polymerase II cis-regulatory region sequence-specific DNA binding
Source: RefSeq, a predicted model, not a curated record
UUGGCCACUGCUCCACAUUUAACACCCCGCAUUCAUAAACAAGAAAAGAAAAGAAGAACCAUCUGACAAGAGCAGCAUCCACUGGUAGCUGCCUCACUGUGUAUUGCGCUCAGCACGUCGCCAGAACAGAAGCCAGACAAAUAAAAGAGGGGAAAAUGGCCAAAAGUGAGAUGCAAAGAGGAAGUUUGAAGAGUGAGGAGUUCUUUUUUGAUUCCGAGGCGUCUCUAUUGGAUCAGCAAGAUUUUGAGAUGUCUAAUUGCCCUUUCAAUGACGUCUUUAACUCCAAAGACUCCCACAUGAAGCAGAUCAACACUUUUCUGAAAAACGUCCAAGUUUUGCUGGAGGCUGCUAGGUUUCUUGAGAGCGCCGACAGAAAGGACGGAAGUGAUGUGGAACACGGAUAUGCUUCGACAUUUCCAUCAAAUGAGGACACAAACUACCAGAGGCAAAGGAAAUUUCGAAACAAGAAGUUCAGCAAUAACCACAAUAGGUCCACACACAAUGAGCUGGAGAAGAAUAGACGAGCUCAUCUGCGGCUGUGUCUCGAGCGGUUGAAGGCCCUCAUACCCCUGGGACCCGACUGCAACCGGCACACAACCCUGGGCCUGCUCAACAAAGCCAAAUCACACAUAAAGAAACUUGAAGAUGCAGACAGGAAGAGCCAGUACCAGCUGGAGUCUCUGGAGCGGGAGCAGCGGCACCUCCAGCGCCAGCUGGAGCUGCUGAGGGGGGGCAGUGGUGCUGCAGCCCAGAGCAGCCCAGGGGAGGGGGAGAGGAUACGCAUGGACAGUGUGGGCUCCACCCUCUGCUCCGACCGCUCCGACUCUGACCAGGAGGAGAUUGAGGUGGAUGUGGAAAGCACAGAGUUCUCCCAUGGAGAGCUGGACAGUGUGAGCACAGCCAGCACCAGCGACCUGGACGACCACAGCAGCCUGCAGAGCAUGGCCAGCGACGAGGGCUACUCCUCCUGCAGUGUCAAACUUGCCUUCUCCUCCUAGACCUCCCACUCCGCCACCGCCAGCAUCUCCUCCCUGCCAAACCCGCCGGCCCUCCCAUCUGUUUCUCCAUCCAGCCAUGUCUACGUGCACACACCCCCGCCGUCACCUCCGCCUACGACGGCCACAGCUGACAGCGUUCCUGUCGCUCCUGCCUCUCAGCAACGCCCCCUAUGGCUCCUAGCCUUUAGUCCCCCCCCCCCCCCCUUUACUCCUGUGCUGCUGAGGAGCUCCACUGAAAGCUUUCCUGAACUUUGAGCCGCCAAGACCAACACCAGGGACACAAACACAGCCAUGUGAAACUGCCCAUCGAUUUUAAUCUGCUUUUAAAGGAAGAUCAGAGUUGGUUGAUAUAUAUAUAAAAAAAACAUCAUCCCGGUUUUUUAAACCCACGCAAUUGAAAUUAAUGAUUGAUUCUACCUUUUCGCUUUUGAUGAACUCUUAAAUGUCUGAAUUCUUUUUAAUAUUACACAACCCCGAAUUUGACUUGAAAUGCACUUAAAUUCGCAUGAUAUGAAAUAAUUCAGAGUUUAGGGUUCUUCCUCCUGUGGGCUGUGUGUUUCCUGUGUAUCCCUUCUUAACGUUGUGGUGUUGGGUCUGGUUAAACGGCAGCACAUCUAAUCUGGACUGUAAUCAACACUGUGGGUGAACUUUGCCAUAUCAGCACAGCUUGGCCCUGAUGAACGUCCCUUCAGGCCUGAAUUUAGUCCUUGUCUUAUCGUUUUUCAUUACCUCUGUUCGACACCGCAGAAGCUCGGACACUCGAAUUGGUGCUAUUGUGAAACAAACCAAUGGGAAAAGCAGAUCAGAUCCACCACCACGGAGCUUUUAAAGCAAACAAAGUGUGUCUGCAGUGAUUGUUUCCCACCAGGCACGGAGGAAAACAACCAAAAAAAUGGAGGAAAAAACAACAUUCCUGUUGAAUGUGGGUGCUCAGUGCAUUUUCAAAGAGUGCAAAUUGUAACUUGUGUGUUUUGUUUUGGUUUCUCUCCCCUCGACAAGCAGCUACGACAAGCUAUCCUGCACUUGCCUACUUUAGAGCUGUCCAUAGAAAUGGCACAAACCAACAAAAAAAAACAAGAACAGCAACAAGGAAAAAGUCCAAACAACAACAAACUUUGGAAUAGAUCCAUUCUCUUUCCAGCAGUAACAAGCAAUAACUCUUGUAGUCCUUUUUGUCUCGUCAGAUUGAACCCCCUUCCUCUUAUUUUUCUUCUCCCCUAUGAAGACUGUGUGACCGUCCAAAAAGCAGAUGUAUAUUCUUUUGUUUGUACAUAAAAAUAGCUUAAUUAAUUCAACCUUACAAAGGAGUUAAAAAAAAGUUAGAGCUCAUGGAUAGAAUAUAUUGCCUCUGUUGCUGUUUGACCUGUGUUUAUUGUGAAUGUCAAAACUUUUGGGGGGGAUGUAUUUGGCAUUCCUGACGUGGUCAGGUGAUCUGUGGAGGGAAAGCCUGGAGUUUAGGGAGGAAAAAACGGGUUGUAUGAUGUCAAUGUUCGCUAUCCCAACUCCACUGGCAUUAAGAAUUGCACUUCAGCCACAGCUCUAUGUACAUUUUAUUUCCCACUGUCCUUCGCUCAUGGAGCUCACCUGAAUCCUUUUGUAUGUGGAAAAAAUACUAAAUAACUCCUUUUAAAAUAUUUAUUUCUCAAUCCCUCAAAUGACACAAGCAAUGGGGAAAGAGAAGUUAACUUAUUUUGGUUGUGUCUUAUUGUACUCCUCCUUUUGAUGCUUAUUACUCAUUCCUUAUUUUUAAGAAUUGUAUAUUUUAUGGCAUAUUGUAAUUUUGUUUUCGUGGUGGUGUGGGUGGGACGGGAUAUGAAAUGUAGCCAUUUUGUUUUAUUUUUAUUUUAUGUUUUAUUCAAUGGACACUUGAAAUGUAAUCGGCCCCUAAGCUGCUCCUGGUGCUGAGCCCCGCUUGUUUAGAGUCACCAGCCUUGUCCUCAGUUGACCCCCCCCCCCCCCCCCCGAACAACACGCAAUGCCUGAGAUGAUACAUGCAGACCCUAAACAACACGAUAGCCAGAUAGACAAGAUGGCUUCCCUCCAUACCCAGCCUUCUUCACUACUAGUAUAUCAAUUCUCCUGUCCCGUUGUUUUAGGGUCUGUGCUGAGGGGGUGGGGGUCAUCUCUUCACAAGGUUUUAUCUAUGGCCAAGACUUUACUGGCAAAUUGAGCCAGCUACUACACAAUAAAAGGGGUCUAAAACUCCACCUUCCUCUAUUAGAGGGGUUGUAGUCUCUAUUAGACUUGUGUUUUAGUUGACAAAAUGUGUCUUACAUUUACAAUUCAAUGCCUCCGACUGAGGAUUUCAAGAAGAAAAUCAACAAAAUGAACAAAUCCUUUUGGUUUUUCUGAAGGACGUCAUUAAGGUGUAGAGUUUGACAUGUAAGCUCUUUGAGGAGCUAUGUUGAGGUUGUUGGACUUGGCACUGAAUCAGAAAGUCAAUGCUUCAGGUGCUUGACUAUUUAAAUAAAACAAAUGCCAAAAACACCUUA